This is a messenger RNA of Morchella importuna, 2772 nucleotides long. RefSeq lists its product as uncharacterized. The coding region runs from base 1 to 2772 and encodes 923 amino acids. The record is from RefSeq and is a predicted model, not a curated record. The transcript is spliced from 5 exons. Lineage: Eukaryota; Fungi; Ascomycota; Pezizomycetes; Pezizales; Morchellaceae.
AUGCCGCCUCAUUAUCCUGUAGAGAAUAGGAUGGAGCGAGAUAAUUUCAACAUGCCUGCGUCGCCGGUGGGCUAUUACCCACACUACCACCGCCGACCAGAGUACAACAUACUCCCCUCAAUCGAAUCCAUGUUUGGGCGUGAACUCGGCCGUCCCGGCGGCCCAAUACCCCCACCAACUACACCUAGUGGAUUGAGUCCUCCGCCGCACUCCGGCUACUCGCCGGAGUCCCCCACUGCCAUGAGGGCGCCAGGAGGAGCCCCUGCAAUGUCGCAGUAUCUAUCAGAUCAUAAGAACGACCCAUGGGGGACAUACAAGCAGGGUCAUCCUCCAUCGGUACAAUACCCAGGGACCCACAACCACCACCAAACCAUCGAAUAUCAGCAGCAGACUUCACAACGCUCACCAAGUAAUAAUGGCGAAUUCCCAGACUAUAUCCGCCGCGCGGCCAGUUGGGAUAGUGAAUAUAUUAACCGUAAUAGAUCAUUGGACCGUUCUACCCAGCCUAUCAGCCCGACAACAGAGACGACCAUGGACACGCAUAGUAAUUUUGAAUCCGGAACUGAGAUAUACUCGGAGGACCCGGGUGAAAUGUCGGAGAUCAAUAGUGGGAUGGGUGAUACGCAGAGUCAGGCGGGGAGUACAGUUUCAGGGUUGCAUAUGUCGAGGCAGUUUUCUUGCAAGACAUGCAAAUCCACGUUUAAAUGCGAUUCAUUACGACGGAAACAUGAGAUGAAGCAUACAAAACCAUUCAAGUGUCAAUUUCCGGAUUGCAAGCGGAAAGGUCAGGGCUUUACGUCAAUGAACGACCGAGAUCGGCACAUGAAUUCCGUCCAUAAGAGGCACCUCAGCCGACCAGCUGUGGGGUACGAUUGUUGCUAUGAUCAUUGUCGCGACAAUGGAAAGAUCUUCUGGAGAUUGGAUAACUUCAGGAAUCACUUGAAGAAAAAACAUGAUCCAAAAGGCUCAAAAGAUGCGAUGGAGGAUUUCUUGAAGAGGGCGGAAGCGGAAUGCCGUCGGAUCCAACCCGCUGGAGGUGAUGGUUCUUCCAUGGCCAUCUCUAUAGACACCCGGUCCGAGCCCGAAUGUUCCAGCAAUCGCGCAAUGGAAAGUCCCGGUCCCGCCAUGUCUAUAGAUUUUGCACGGCCAACACGAAGAACGCGACCUCUACCACAGGUUCCCCCCUUCAACAAUUCCGGCGCGUGGGAAUCUGCAUCCGAAUCUGGAAUGGCACACGCACCAAUAUCCCCGGUUUCAAGAGGGCCUCACCCUGAUGUUGGAUCCGAUGCCGGUGACCGGAUGGAGAUUGAUGAGAUACCGGUGACCACGUCCCAGCCUAUGGACGAGGAGCCUUUAUUGGAUACUGCCAGGAUCAAUGGCAACCACUACCAUAGCCACCCGGUUUCUAAUGCGCCCCCAGAGAGACAAGAUCAAGGUAGGGAGAGCUACGCUAAAGCCGAAGCCAGACUUAAAAGACACCAACAACUGGAGGAAAUGCAUGAGAAGAUUAAAGAAGUUCGCAUAUUGCUUGCUGAAUAUAACGAACUGUGCAAUGAAGACCUAGAAGAUCAAUGGGGCAUUGGGAAUAGAUAUGAGCUCAUUGCUAUUCCAUUUUCCGCCAGUGAUGACUCGGACAAUACCAUACCUUAUAACCAUGGGGUCCAUUAUGAACCAUCUCCUCAAAACAUCAGUCUAGGAAGGUUCCUCACACAGGACCCGGCGGAGGAGUCACCAAUGUCUAGGCUUUUAUCAUCUGGCGGGACAGCAUCGACGCCGUCUUCAACAACGGCCCAGGCUGAUACUCGGCAAUUAGUUUCUCCACCUAUAUCAGUUGCUUCACCGCCGCAUGCAGCAGCAACAGCAGGGGAGGUUCAUCCUCAGCAUCCGCACCACCAACAACAGCAACAGGGGCAGCACAACCCUAUUGUGAUACCGGAUGAUGAGCCAAUGAAUCCACCAGUACGGUCUCCUAAGGUAGCGCAGCGUGGCUCGAUUUCACAGCAGAAGAAUGGGCCUCCAGGUGGUACUCAAUCCACACAUACGUUACUUCCGCAAAACGGAAAAAGCACAGUUUGUCCAGAAUGUGAUAAGGUAUUUGCAAUGCCUAGUAAACUCAACGUCCAUGGUAUCACAGAUAAGAAUGAAAUCACAGCCAAAACUAACGAGGCGCAUAUUGGGAGGAACAACUUCAAAACCUUCUGGUGUGGAUUCUGCCCCACAUUUCCAGACCAACCAGAACCUAGAGGUCUGGUUGUGCAACUAGAGAAGAAAGGGCUCGGUGGAUGGGACGAGAGAUUUGAUCACUUGGGCAAGCAUUUUAUCGAUGAAGGCCUGAAGAUUGGUAAAUACAAAUUUCACGACGACGACGAUCAAUACGGCCCCUCUCACGAUAGCGGCUCAGAGGACGAGGAGGAGGAAGAGAUGACAGUGGGUGAACCGUCAGUAGUGGGGAGCCGAUCGCAGCCAACUGGGGGAGAUGAAGUACUGGAUGAUUUUGGCGCAACUAAUGUAAAGAAGCUCGUUGCGUGUACGGCGCCAGACGGGGAAAAGAUGGGCAUCGAAAUGGCAAAGGAGGAGCUUGGCGACCCUGCCACCAAAACUCAAUUGCAACAAAAACCAAAGUCUAGUAGUAGAUCCAGUAUGAACUGGUAUUGUUGUCAGCCUUGUUCAGAUGGUCCUUACGUAGUAGGUCUUCAAGAAUCCUGCGUCUCAUGCGAACACCAGAUAUGUUCCAAAUGUCACCGGGAGCGAGCUGGAGAGGAGGUAGAGUGA